Arabis nemorensis is the source of this 753-nucleotide messenger RNA. The record is from the annotation of a GenBank genome assembly. Lineage: Eukaryota; Viridiplantae; Streptophyta; Magnoliopsida; Brassicales; Brassicaceae.
AUGGUGGAGCAGAAAAGGUACGCUCUGUUUCUAGCAACUCUGGACUCAGAGUUUGUGAAGAAAGCUUACGGAGGUUACCACAACGUGUUCGUGUCGACGUUCGGAGACGAAGGAGAGCAUUGGGACUCUUUCAGGGUCGUCUCCGGCGAGUUUCCCGAUGAGAAAGAUCUCGAGAAAUACGACGGAUUCGUUAUCAGUGGAAGCUCGCAUGACGCCUUUGAGAAUCAUGAUUGGAUCCUUAAGCUUUGUGAUAUUGUCAAGAAAAUCGAUGAGUUGAAGAAGAAAACUCUCGGUAUCUGCUUUGGUCACCAGAUAAUUGCCCGAGUAAGAGGAGGAAUAGUAGGAAGAGCAAGGAAAGGACCUGAUCUUCGUCUUGGAGACAUAACCAUCGUGAAGGAGGCGAUUAAGCCAGGAAGUUACUUCGGAGACGAGAUUCCUUCGAGCAUGGCGAUCAUAAAAUGUCACCAGGACGAAGUCUUGGUGCUGCCGGAAACUGCUAAAGUGCUCGCUUAUUCCGAAAGGUAUGAGGUUGAGAUGUUCUCAAUCGAAGAUCAUUUCUUCUGUGUUCAAGGACAUCCUGAAUACAACAAAGAGAUUCUCUUCGAGAUUGUUGAUCGUGUUCUUGGUCUAGGUUACAUCAAGCAAGAUUUUGCGGAUGCGGCAAAGGCAACGAUGGAGAAUAGAGAAGCAGACAGGAAGCUAUGGGAGAAGAUUUGCAAGAAUUUCCUCAAAGGCAAAAUUCCAACUAAUUAG